Molecule: messenger RNA, 2625 nt
Organism: Notodromas monacha
Lineage: Eukaryota; Metazoa; Arthropoda; Ostracoda; Podocopida; Cyprididae
Source: the annotation of a GenBank genome assembly
AUGAUUGUGCGAAGAAUAUUUUCCGGGAUACAGCCAACCGGCUUAGUUCAUCUGGGAAACUACUUCGGCGCUGUCAAGCAGUGGAAAACAUUUAUUGAUGAUGAUAGUCGUGCCAAACCGAUUUUCAGCAUCGUUGAUCUUCAUGCCAUAACUCUACCGCAGAAUCCCGCAGAGCUGCGAAACGGGGUCGAAUCCAUGGCUGCAAGUCUUAUUGCUUGUGGCAUAGACCCCGCAAAAUGUAUCCUGUUCCGUCAAUCAGAUGUUGGUGAGCACACUUCCUUAAGUUGGGUACUGGGGUGUCUGGCCACGUUACCCCGAUUGAGUCAGUUGCCGCAGUUCAAGGAAAAAUCAGAGAAAAUCCGGGAUGUCCCGCUGGGCUUGUAUGUUUAUCCAGUUUUGCAAAGCGCAGAUAUUCUUCUUUACAAAGCCACGGAUGUCCCUGUAGGGGAAGAUAAUCUGCAGAAUGUGUACUUCGCCCAACAUAUGGCUCGCGUUUUCAAUCAUCGUUUCGGAACUGAGUUUUUCCCCAGGAUAAAAAGUAUAGUUUUAGAAGAUGGUUCAGCCCGUAUAAGAUCCCUGCGCAAUCCUGAAAAGAAGAUGUCGAAAUCAGAUCCUGAUCCGAAGAGCCGGAUCAGUAUAAUUGACUCGGAAGACGAAGUUGUGGAGAAGUGCAGGAAGGCUGUGACAGACUUCACAUCGGAAGUGUAUUACGAUCUUGAGAAACGCCCGGGCGUAUCAAACUUGAUCCUGCUUCACAGUUUAUCUGCUGGAAUCACAGUGGAUGAAGCUGUGCAAUCUGCGCAAGGACUCGACACCGGAAAAUACAAACUGCACGUUGCUGAAGCGGUUAAUGAACAUCUAAAGCCUAUUCGUGAAACAUAUUCGGCGCUAAUGAAUGAUCGCCAUCAUCUCCGCGAAGUUCUGUCAGAGGGUGCUCAAAAUGCCCGAUCGUUGGCUUCCGAAACUUGGCAGGCUGUUCGGUCUAUAGCGGGUCUGUCGCAAAUGGCAGCUUCGUGCCAAGCUGGUAUUUGUUCUUGCGCGCGCAACUACGUGUUAUUUUAUGCUGUGAAGACAUGUCGGGUGCUCGUAGAGUUUUUCGCGAAAAUUUUGUUUUCGUUGCUGCUGCUCUUCCGAAAGAAACGAACUGUUCAUCCUGUGAAAAAUGAACUUCUUCUUGAUGGAGCUGUUACUCUUGCACGCAAGAUACGAACGAAAGAGGUGUUAUGCGUUACAGUUGUCGAAGCGUACAUUGAAAGAAUUCAUCAAGUCAAUCCGUAUCUCCGGUGCAUUUCGGAUACUCGAUUUUUGGAUGCUAUCCUUGCUGCGCAAAAAGUCGACGAACUGCUGAAAAACGAUAAUUUGAACUUAGAAGCUGUCAAGAAGGAUACUCCUUUUCUUGGUGUUCCUUUCACCGUGAAGGAGGCAUUGAAAUUGAAGGGUUGUGCAAGUACUGUUGGUCUUCUGCGACUAGCUGAUCAUAAAGCGGAGGAAGAUGCUGACGCUGUCAUUUCAUUGAUCGAAGCAGGAGCAAUUCCACUUGGCACCACCAGCAUCCCAGAAAUGUGUAUGUGGUGGGAGACCUACAAUUUGAUAACUGGGCUUACCAAGAACCCCUAUGAUACUCGUUAUUCUGCUGGGGGCUCUUCAGGAGGCGAAGGAAGUGCAAUCGCGGCAUGUGCAUCUCCAAUGGGCCUGGGUACAGAUCUCGGAGGAUCAGUGAGGAUUCCGUCUUUGUUCAACGGAAUCUGCGGGCAUAAAGGUUCUCCUGGGCUGGUUUCUAGCGGUGGACACUGUCCGGAUCUUUCCGGGGAAAUGAAUGAAUAUUUUAAUGUUGGUCCCAUGGCACGGUAUGCUGAAGAUGUUCUUGAAAUGUUCAAAGUACUCACAAGAAAGUGUCCCAAAGGACUUCAGUUGGAUCGGAAACUCGAUCUCAAGAAACUCAGAUACUUCACCUUCGAUGGGUUUGGUGACCCACUGAUCCACGAAACUGAUCGUGAUAUGAAGAAUGCUUUGAAGAAAGUGAUCGAGCACUUGAAAGCUGUCCAUUCGGUUGAAGUCAAGAAGGUGCAGCUGAAGAAUAGUGGACAUAUAGCCACCAUGUGGGGUUACAAAAUCGCGCAGGCGACUAAGCACAACGAGGAGCUUCUCCUGAUUAACUCGAUGGGCGAUCAAGCGGGGUCUACGUCUAUUCUGCGGGAAUGGCUGAAGUUUAUCAGGAGCAAAUCCCAGCAUACGUAUCCACUCUUGUAUCACGCCUCACUCCAGAGAUUAAUGUUCAAACUGGUUGAUUCCAGUUUUGGAAAAUUUAUGGAUGAAGCCUACGAGAAUCUUUCAGCGGAGUUGUUGGAUUUACUUGGGGAAGAUGGAGUGCUUUUGUAUCCAACAUUUCCGCAUAAAGCGCUUCCGCACAAGCAAUCCUACUUUUUCUCAUGCAGUCACGGGCACAGUGGGAUGGCCAAUAUAUUGAAAUUGCCUGCCACUCAUCUCCCUGUUGGGUUCUCUGAUGGACUGCCGCUGGGAAUUACGAUCAUGGCUGGACGUGAUCAAGACGCCAUCACUCUAGGCUUAGCUUGUGCGUUGGAGAAAGGUCUCGGCGGAUAUGUUCCACCUUCUGAUGUGAACUAA